Messenger RNA from Striga hermonthica, 1530 nucleotides. The record is from the annotation of a GenBank genome assembly. Lineage: Eukaryota; Viridiplantae; Streptophyta; Magnoliopsida; Lamiales; Orobanchaceae.
AUGGCGGACCCUAGCGGCGGAACAUCAGCGCGCUGUCCGGCGGCGGAGCAACCAGCGCCGCCGCCGCCUCCGCCCACCCACCGCCGCCCCAGGGUCAGGGAAGUCAGUUCCCGGUUCAUGUCCCCCCUGACCCACUCGAAUUCGACCCCAAUCCCUAACCCUACCGACCUUCCGCGCUCGAAAUUGGCCCGCCACCGCCACCCGCCGACCGGCGACGAGAACCACGCGCCAGAGGUGAACCGGAGCCUAGACAGGCCCUCGUCGUCGUCCUCUUCCUCGAUCCUCUCAACCGUGCUGAGGAAACCACACCACCACCCCCCGCAGCGCGUUAGGCACCCGCCGCAAACCGGAGACCCCAAAUCCCAUCCAAAUCCCGACGCUAGGGUUUCGUCCAGGCCCGACACGCCAAUUGCCACGUGUAUGGACAGAAUCGUCCCGUCACGUUACCGGCAGGUCACUCCCAGCAUCCAGCGGUCCAUUUCACUGAACAGCAGCGGCUCCUCCUCUGUCACGACCGCCGCCAGGCUCCUGCAGGAAGCCACGUCAGAUGUGCAGAAAAAGCUUCCCAGGAUUUCCAUGUCGAGCCGUGAUGACUCAGACCCGUGCAGCAGCACGGCUUCGAAUCAGGGAAGUUCAUCUUGCCCAAACUCUCCGAUUUGCGUUCCGAGCAGUAAACAAAGGAUUGUUCCGGAUAUUCGGGCUUCAAUGCCAGACAUGGAUAAAUGGCUUACGGAUAUGAGUUUUGGUGGGAAAGUGACGGGCGAUUGUACGCGCUCGUUGAAUUUUUCCUCGUCUUCCGUGAAAAUGGGGGGAGUUAUUGCCCUGCCUCCCCAUCCUUCCUCGAAUGUGAGGUUAGGAUUGGAUUCGAAGAAAGGAAGGAAAGGAAAUAAUAAUCAGCAAGAAGAUGUGCAUUCGGUCAGGAUGUUGAACAAUCGUUAUCUUCAAUGGCGUUUGGCAAAUGCAAAAGCGGAGGCCACGGCUCGUGCUCAGAAGGAGGAAGCUGAGAGAAAGUUCUUUUCGCUCGGUGCAAAGUUAUCAGAUAUGCGCGAAAAUGUGAGAAGGAAACGCAGUGAACUUGCAGUGUUGAGAGGAAUAAAAAAUUUUACAACUAUCGUCGAAGCCCAGAUGCCAUAUCUCGAUGAAUGGGAUAAUUUGGAAAACGAGUACUCAACUUCUCUAUUGGAAACAACAAACGCAUUGCUCAGUUGCUCUGCUAGACUUCCCGUUGGGGGAUUUGUGCGGGCUGAUGUUGGGGAGCUGAUAGAGGCUCUUGGCUCGGCUCUUAAGGUGAUUGAGUCGAUAGGCUCUCAUACCCAGAGGUUUACACAAGAAGCAGAAAAAAUGGAUGUGUCAGUGUCUGAACUAGCUAGGGUGGCUGGUGGCGAAAAGGCGCUUAUCGAGGAGUGUGGAGACUUACUGUCCAAGACAUAUGUCUCACAGGUGAAAGAAUGCAGCCUCAGGAGUACUUUGGUACAGGUUCACAACAGUAAUUCACAUCAAAAACAUAAGAGUGGAGAAGAUAUACUUUAG